This is a messenger RNA of Lingula anatina, 3880 nucleotides long. RefSeq names its product SCO-spondin-like. NCBI's taxonomy places the organism in Eukaryota, Metazoa, Brachiopoda, Lingulata, Lingulida, Lingulidae. The record is from RefSeq and is a predicted model, not a curated record.
AGGGAUUAGGCGAGAGAAACUCAGUCGCUAGCGCGCACUCAGAGAAUACGGUACCCGAAGACAGCGUGACGUCGGACGGGUGGAGUUGUGAACAGUGAGAAGGUUGAGAACGUCACGUGACCAAAGUCAAGAUGGCGGCAAGGUUUCUCGUCAUUGUGUUUCUUGGACUCGUCUGCCUUGCGCGUGCUCAGAAUAUCGAGAUUCCGAUUGGCGAACACUGUGUGUACACGCCGGUCGACGCAUUCUUUGUUAUGGAUGGAUCCGCUAGCGUGGGCUCCGCUGGAUGGGAACAGGCAACUAACUUCAUGUCGUCCGUCAUAGAACCUUUCGAUAUAGGCACGGACAACCUUCAGGUCGGUCUGGUUCGGUAUUCCAGCGACGCCAAGGUGAUGUUUAACUUAAACAGAUACCAAAACAAAGACGAGCUGCUUCAGGCCAUUAAGGACAUGCAGUGGUUCGGCGGAGUGACCAACACGGGUGACGGCCUGUUGAAGAUGAGAGACGCCAUCAUGGAUCCGAAUUUGGGGUCGAGGCAAGGGACAAGAAAAGUCGCCUUCGUCAUCACCGACGGACGGUCAAACACCGGACCGCCCGUGGUUGACGUCGCUCCUACUGUCCACGCUCUAGGAAUAACGGUUGUAGCGAUCGGUGUCGGCGACGCCGUCUUGGCGGAGCUGGAGACCAUUGCCUACCCGUCAAGUAACGUGCUUUACGUCAGCGAUUUCGGAGGUCUCGCAAGAAUCCGGUCUAAUUUGACGCAAGUUAUCUGUCACGUGGACGCAGGUUGGGGGCAGUGGACACCCUGGUCCCUCUGUGACCGUACAUGUGGCGAGGCUAUACAGGUGCGUACCCGGCUGUGCGACAGCCCUCCCCCGUCUGGAGAGGGUUCCAAGACGUGCCAGGGCCCCUACGAGGAGAUCCGCCCCUGUAACCUUCAACCUUGCAUUGUUCCAAUUAACGGUAACUGGGGGCAGUGGCUGUCUUGGGGCGCCUGCAGCGCCUCCUGUGGUCCAGGACAACAAUUUAGAUCGCGCCUCUGUGACAACCCCGCUCCUCAAAAUGGCGGGCUAUCUUGUCCAGGUCCGGCGAAUGAAGGCCGCGACUGUUUCAUCGCUCCCUGUAUCACUGAUGGCAACUGGGGAGGUUGGGGCGCUUGGACCCUCUGCAGCGCCACAUGCGGCCUUGGCGAACAGAACCGUUUCCGAGAAUGCAACAACCCUCCACCUUCCCCCGGAGGCGCCUCGUGUCCCGGAUCAAACGUCGAUACGACAUCUUGCACCGUGGGAAGCUGUCCCGUGGAUGGUGGAUAUGGCGCCUGGAGUGUGUGGACUCCCUGCUCUGCUCCGUGCGGACCCGGUAUUCAAACACGUGGUCGGUCAUGUGACUCGCCAGCGCCAGCUUUUGGAGGACGGCCCUGUGUUGGCCCAAAUUACGAAGAGACUGUUUGUAAUCUAGGCGCCUGCUCCGUAAACGGUAACUGGGGUCAAUGGACUGAAUUCAGCACCUGCUCCGCGCCCUGUGGCCCCGGCGAGCAGACACGCACGCGCGCUUGUGACUCUCCUGCUCCAUUAUUUGGGGGACUCACAUGCCCAGGACCCUCCACCGAAUCGAUCUCAUGUAAUCUUGGCGCAUGCUCCAUCAACGGGAACUGGGGCCAGUGGACCGAUUACAGCGCAUGCUCCGCGCCCUGUGGCCCCGGCGAGCAGACACGCACGCGCGCUUGUGACUCUCCUGCACCUGCAUUUGGGGGACUCACCUGUCCCGGACCCUCCACUGAAUCGAUCUCCUGUAAUCUUGGCGCCUGCUCCAUCAACGGUAACUGGGGUCAAUGGACUGAAUUCAGCGCAUGCUCAGCGCCUUGUGGCCCUGGCGAGCAGACACGCACGCGCGCUUGUGAUUCUCCUGCUCCUCUGUUUGGGGGACUCACCUGUCCCGGACCCUCCACUGAAUCGAUCGCCUGUAAUCUUGGUUUCUGUCCUGUGAAUGGUAACUGGGGUCCUUGGACAGAAUACAGCACGUGUUCCACCUCUUGUGGAACUGGGGAGCAACGGCGCACGCGCACUUGUGACUCUCCCCCAGCACAAUAUGGCGGCGCUCCGUGUCAGGGGCCUAGUGUAGAACUGCUUGUUUGUAAUCUAGGUAAUUGUCCAAUUAACGGGAACUGGGGACAGUGGAACUCUUGGAGCGCGUGCUCUGCGCAGUGCGGACCAGGAGAGCGGAGGCGCGUGCGCGCUUGUAACUCUCCCGCCCCCGCUUUUGGUGGUCUCACUUGCCCUGGGCCUGACCUAGAAAUCGGUGCUUGCAAUUUGGGUCCCUGUGCUAUUGACGGCAACUGGGGUGCUUGGGCAGCGUGGACUGGUUGUGACGCCGAGUGCGGUCCUGGAAGGAAGUCACGUGGUAGAAUUUGUAACGCACCAGCGCCAUCUUUCGGUGGACGACCCUGCGAGGGACCAGCCAUAGAUUAUACCGAUUGCAUGAAUAAGGCUUGUCUAGUAAUCGUCGACGGUAACUGGAACGUAUGGAAUGGCUGGACGGCCUGUACCAAGAGCUGCGGCGGUGGCGCCACAGUGAGGGCCAGACACUGUAAUGCCCCUGGCCCCCAGAACGGCGGCAAGGACUGCCAAGGCCCACAGGUCGAUAUCCUUUCAUGUAACGAGAACCCUUGCCCAGUGAACGGUAACUGGGGGCCGUGGUGUUGUGGGUGGGGCGCCUGCUCUGCUAGCUGUGGCGGCGGCGUACAGUCCCGUACCCGAGAGUGUGCCAUGCCUGCACCAGCGCACGGAGGUCUGCCCUGUCAGGGCCCUAAUGUCGAGACACAGGCGUGCAAUGUGUUUCCUUGCUUGGUUCCUACCGGCUGGGGAGAAUGGGGGCAGUGGAGUCGGUGUUCCGCCUCGUGCGGCCCUGGCAUCCAGGGCAGACGUCGCCAGUGCGUCAACCCUCUACUGCCCUGCGUUGGCUCAGACACGGAGACAGCGGCAUGCAACCUCGGCCCCUGCGUCCGUCCCUGUCGAGAAACGACCCACGUGUCAACCUCUGCCUGCUCAUCCAUCACCGGGAACGGCGUCUCCAUGUACUCCUACCUCUACACCGUACCCAACGUCUACCUCAACUGCCAAGGUGGCUCCGUCUACAUCGUCAACGCCUGCUCCACCUUCGGCAUCUCCGAAUACUGCUCACCUCUUCCUUCUGUCUCGAAACUCCUCCAGACUUCUUGCAACGGGAAGUCCGCGUGUGUUAUAAAGCGACCUUGCGACAUGGUGCUGUCCGGCACGCUGAAGAUAAACUAUAGAUGUACUUGCUGAGGUUGAGGUUGUUUCGACGUGGCGUUGCCACUCGGUUAGGUUCGGGUGACGCCGUACAUUGACGGAAACAGCCGAAAUUACCCGAGUGUCGCCAGCGCUUUUCACGUAAAUUGUUCAGGGUUGGUUGAUUGUUGACGAUGCGUUGCAGUAGAGUUGAAACUAAUUUUUUCUUUCUGUGACUUUCGUAUGUUGCUUUUCUUUACUAUGAGCUUUAAUCUUCAGUGCUACAAAUGGGCACAUAUAUUUAUAUACCUUAGGUUGGGAAUGUUUUACAUUUUUCCGACAGUCACUUAGUAUCAUUCUGACAUCAUAAUUUCGAAACAGUGUCACUUUGACAUCGAAUCGACGUCAUGUGCCUGUUGCUAAACAAGUUAUGAUAAUUAUAUUUGAUGUAUAAUUUGUCAUUUAAGUUUUAUAGCAUGAAAGAUUCUUACAACAAUGAAUAUACUGUAUUCAUUCUGUGGUGUAUUUUACUGAUAUAUUUUACGCGUACGUGUGACAUCCCUUCAAAUAGAAGCGUUUUACCUCCUUUCUUAUUGGUUCACUGAGCAUUAUGUAAUAUAACAUUCUAUACCUUA